Messenger RNA from Phalaenopsis equestris, 1315 nucleotides. Its product is annotated as aldose 1-epimerase-like. The transcript has 5 exons. Gene Ontology annotation, biological process: glucose metabolic process; beta-D-galactose catabolic process via UDP-galactose, Leloir pathway. Lineage: Eukaryota; Viridiplantae; Streptophyta; Magnoliopsida; Asparagales; Orchidaceae. The record is from RefSeq and is a predicted model, not a curated record. Gene Ontology annotation, molecular function: carbohydrate binding; aldose 1-epimerase activity. The coding region runs from base 53 to 1129 and encodes 358 amino acids.
AAACUCUCCUGCCUUUCUUCCUCGUCUUCACAUUGCCAAUUUUUCCUCGCUAAUGAGGAGCUCUAUGGCUAAAUCCCAAGUACUUCUCCUCCUUUCCCUGACAGCUUUUCUCCUGCUGGGCUCUUCCUCUGCAACACCGAAGAAAACAGUGGGAAUCUAUGAGCUUAAGAAAGGAAACUUCUCAGUUAAGAUUACCAACUGGGGAGCCACAAUCCUCUCGGUUAUCCUCCCAGAUUCCUACGGAAAGUUAGAUGAUGUUGUACUGGGCUAUGAAGGGAUUCGUCCAUAUAUUCAUGGGACUACUUAUUUUGGUGCAUUGGUGGGGAGGGUUGGCAGCAGAAUUUCAGGGGCUCGAUUUGUUCUGAAUGGAACUGCAUAUAGAUUAUAUCCCAACGAUGGAAAAAACAGCAUUCAUGGGGGGCAUAGAGGAUUCAGCUUUGUCAUUUGGACAGUCAAGGAGAAGGUUGAUGGUGAAUUCCCCUACAUAAAAUUGUAUUAUUACAGUUUUAACAAAGAACAAGGUUUCCCGGGCGAUCUAGAUGUCUAUGUGACCUACAGGAUCUCUGGUGCUUAUGAGCUCAGUGUCACCAUGGAAGCUACACCACGAACAAAAGCGACACCCGUAAAUCUUCUCCAACAUUCCUACUGGAACCUCGGUGGCCAUAGCUCCGGCACAAUCUUAUCCAACACUGUCCAGAUCUUUGCCUCCAACCUUACACCACAAGAUGAUCAUCGCAUCCCUAUCGGCACCAUCUCCUCAGUAUUUGGCACCCCUUACGACUUUCGCAACCCGAACACCAUUGAAAGCCGAAUCAACGAAGUUGAGGGUGGCUAUAACGUGAACUAUGUUGUCGAUGGUGAUGGAAUGAGGAAGGUUGCAAUUGUAAAAGAUCAUCGGUCUGGCCGAUCGAUGGAGCUUUGGGCAAACCAACCAGCAGUGCAGUUCUACACUGCUUAUUAUCUAAAUGAUGUUAAAGGCAAAGGAGGGGCGAUAUAUGGGAGGUAUGCAGGCUUAUGCUUGGAGACACAAGGGUUUCCUGAUGCUGUAAACCACCCUCAGUUUCCCUCUCAGAUUGUGAACCCUGGGGAGGUUUACAAACAUGACAUGUUGUUCAAGUUUUCUUUCUAAUGUGAGGAAAGAGGCCAAGCUUUAGUUCAUUUUGCUGUUAGAUGCAUUGCUGAUUAGUUUUACAAAAUAAGGUGUAUUCUCUUUAAGUGUUUCUUCUAGCUUGGCCUUGAAAGGGAGUAAUAUGGAAUUUUUGAAAAAUUGCUAUGCUUCCUAAAACUGUUUCAAAUGAAAAAAGAAACUUGUUUA